AUGGACGACAUCCGGCGCGAGCUGAAGGACAGGCUGGGGCUGGCCGCGGACGAUGACUCGAAGAUGCGCGUCUCCAUGCUGUCGCGCCCGCAGACCCUCAUGAGCGUCAUCCUGUCGGUGGGGCUGACGGACAGCGACCCGGGCCUCGUCGCCGCGACCAGGCAGCACCUCCGCCAGUGGGUGCAGCAGCGGGAGGUCGUGGACUUUCUGGAGCAGCUGACAAUGCUGGCCGCGCCCUUUGGCGACGCCACGCCCUCACUACCGCUCCCGAAAGGCCCCGCGCCAGGCGGGCGAGCGCCCGCCGCGGCCGCGGCGGCGGUCAAGCCCCGCGCGGCGGGCGUGGAGCCGGGCGCCGGGCGUGGGUGGGGCCCGGUGCAUCCUGGGAGCGAGCUGCCCGCCGGCCCAGCGGGCCCGGUGGUGGUGGUGGAUGUUGACAUGCUGGCGGCGGUGGGCCGCGCCGCCACGCUGGCCGGCGCUGCAGCGGCCGCAGCCCGCGCUGCGGCCGUCGGGCGCUCGCAGGAGCAGGGCGGCGGCGUUCCCGGCGCGCAGCAGCUGGGGCCCGACAACAGCACCAGCAGCAUCGGGACUGGGGGCGACGGGGGAGGACGAGGUCCUGGCGCUUCGCUCACCGCGGCAACCAUCGUCGGGACGGCGGUGGGCGCUGCCCUCGGCGUGCUGGCGGUGGCGACGGCGGGCGUGGCCGCGGCACGGCGCCGUCGACGGCUCACGGGCGGGGCCUCGGAGCGCGGCAAGCCGUCAGAGGCGCCGGCGGUCCUUGCCGUCGAGGCAGGCUCGUGGCCGGAGACGCCGCGCAGCGGGCCAAGCGGCGGGGGACCCAGGCGCGCGUCGCAGCUCUCCCCAGUGCGCUACCACCGCAAGUUCCUGGCGCAGGCCGCCUGGGCCAACGCUCUGGCGCGGCAGCACGGACUGCCCUCUGCGGAGGAGGUCCUGGAGCCGAAGCUGCAGCGGCUGAGCCACUCGUCAUCCCUGGGCGCGGGGCAGCAGCCGCAGCAGGAGCAGCAGCAGCAGCAGCAGCCGUCUCCCGGUCGCAUGCCAGCCAGUGCGCUCGCUGGAGCGCUCGCGGCCGGCCUGCCGAUGCCGGCGCUGCCGGCCCUGCUGCAGCAGCGCGGCUCGGCGGGCAGCGCGGCGGGCGCGGCGCUCGGAUACGCGGAGCCGGGGACACCGGUGAGCAGCGUGCAGCUGCUGGAGCGCGGGGACAGCGUCAGCAGCGCGGCACGGCUCGCGCUGCUGGAGUCUGCGGGGGCGGACAGCGACGACGAGGAGGCGGUGGCGGCUGCGGCGGCAAUGGCGCUUGACCCCUUUGAUUCCGCGGAGCCGCGCGGCGGCGGCGGCGGUAAUAACGGCAGCGGCGGCGGUGACAGUGGAGGCAGCGCAGCGCUUCUUGCCGCGUGGUUGGAGCGGGACCCGUCGGUCCAGGCCGCUCACAGGCACGUGCAACGCAGCGUCUGCCGCGUCGCGUCGGCCUCGGCCGACACAGACAUCAUUGAGCUCACGGAGGCAAAUGUCGAGACUGUGCUGGAUGAGGUGCGCCCCUACUUGAUGGCUGAUGGCGGCAACGUGGAGUUUGUGGAGAUUGACGGCCUGGUGGUUAAGCUCAAGCUCAAGGGCGCGUGCGGCAGCUGCCCCAGCUCGCUCACCACCAUGACCAUGGGCAUCAAGCGGCGGCUCAUGGAGCGCAUCCCGGAGAUCCUUGAUGUGGAGCAGGUCACUGAGGAGUCGCAGGGCCUGGAGCUCACCUCGGAGAAUGUCGACACGGUGCUGGGUGAGAUCCGGCCGUACCUGGUGGGCACCGGCGGCGGCGGCCUGGAGCUGCAGGGCAUCGACGGCCCCAUCGUCAAGGUCAAAAUCACGGGGCCCGCGGCCAACGUGAUGACCGUGCGCGUGGCGGUGACGCAGAAGCUGCGGGAGAAGAUCCCCGGGAUUGCAGCGGCCGAGCCGCCUCCCCAGCGCAUCAGUCCCGGGGCCGUGGUCGCGGCGGCCGCCGUCUCGUUGGCGGUGUCACUCGCCGCCGUCCACAUCAGCGCCCAGCCGGGCGCCGCCGCCCUGCCCGCAGCCGCGGCGCCCGCGGCGGCGUCAGCCGCGCUGUCGUGGUGCGCGCAUCUGCCCGCAGCGCUGGCAGCGCAGCUGCAACACACUCUGGCGGCAGUCGCACACCACCUGCCCUUCCUUCCCUACUGCGGCGCGCCCGCCCUGGCGGGGCGGCCCUGGCCGGUGCUCAACGCCGCCUCCCUAUCGGCCGCGGCAGCGUGGGCGGCAGCCAACUGGACCUCAUUAGUCAGCAGCUGCCUCGCAGCUGCUGCAGCGUGGUUGCUCAAAGCCUGGGACGCACGGCGCCAGGUCGACAAGGCCAGGCUGCAGGCGCGCACGGAGGUGCGCGGCGCCCUGCAGCGCGCGCACGACGAGGCGCGUCGCCAGCUGCAGGGUGACGCGGACGCGCUGCGCCAGCUCAACGCCGCCCUGGAGCACGCCGGCCUGCGCGCCGCGCCACCGCCGCCGCAGCAGCAGCAGCAGCAGCAGCAGCAGCAGCAGCAGCAGCAGCAGCAGCAGCAGCAGCAGCAGCAGCAGCAGCAGUUGCUACCCUCGCCGCUCUCGCCGGCCCUAGGGGAGCUCCGCUCGCGCGUCGCCGCCCUGCGCGGCGCCCUCGAGGCCCGCGCGGUGGCGCAGCUCGACUUGGAGGGCCGCGCCAAUGCACAGGCGGCUGAGGAGGAGGCUUCGCGCGAGCUGGAGGCGCUGCGCCGCCAGGCGGCGGCAGCUGGUGAGCGCGCUGCCGCGCUCGAGUCAGAGCUGCGCUCCGCGUCGGCGGCGCUUGCGGCGCUGUCCGUGUCGGCGGCGGAGUCCGACGCGCCCGGCGCCGCGGCGGCGGCCGGGCUGCAGGCGGCGCGUGAGGAGGUGGCAACGCUGCGGGACCGGCUGGCAGAGGCGGAGUCGGCGGUGGCGCAGGCGCGGGUGCAGCAGCAGCAGCAGCAUGAGCAGCAGCAAGCAGAUGGAGGGACAUCUGUGGAUGGAAGCCAAUCCUUUCCCGGCCAUGCAGCUGCGACAGGCACAGGCGUGACCACGACCGUCCAGGAGGCAGCGGCCGCGGCUACCCUUCCGGAGGUCAAACGGCUCCAGGCGGCUGUGCGCGAGGCAGAAGCGGCGGCGGAGCGCGCCAGCCGCGACGCACAGGCGGUGACAGCGCAGCUGGCGGCCGCGGAGGAGCGGGCGGCGGCCGCGGAAGCGGCGGCGUCGGCGGCCGCGGAGCGCGCGCGGGCGCUGGAGGCGGGGGCGGCUGAUGCAGGGGCGGCAGCGGCGUCGUUGGAGGCCGAGCUGCGGGAGGCGAGGGCUGCGGCGGCGGCGCUGGAGGCUGGCGCGCGAGCCGCGGAAGAGGUGCGGGCGCCUGGGAUGCAGGAGGCCUUCGGGAAGGCGUGGUCCGCGCGCCUGCAGGAGCAGGGCGCGGCGCUGGCGGGGGCGCGGUCCAAGAUCCGCGCUGCACGCCUGCGUGAGGACGCGGCCUCCGCGGCGCUGUCCGAGCAGCGCGCGUCCUUGACCGCGGCGGCCGCGGCCGCCGAGGCGGCGGCGGACGACGCGCGCGGGCGGGCGGCGGCUGCGGCAGCGGCGGAGCGGGAGGCGCUGCGCAGGCUGGCGGGGACGGAGGCGUUUGCGCGCGAUGCGGCGGCCGCAAAGGCGGCGGCGGAGGCGUACGCUGCUGAUCUGCGUUUGCAGCUGGAUGCCGCCAACACGCGGCUCGCCGGCGCGGAGGCGGCGACGGAGGCGGCGCGGGCGGAGGCGGCCGCGGCGAAGGAUGCUGGAGCUGCGCUGGAACAGCGGGCGGCGCUGGCGGAAGAAGCUGCGAGGCAGCUGGCCGCAGAUGUCGCGAGCGCGCAGGCGGCGCGGGCGGAGGCGGAGGCAGCGGCGACGGAGGCGGCGGCGCGGCUGAGCGCCGCGGCCGCAGAGGCGGCACAGGCGGCGGAGGCGGGGGCGUUGCGAAGCGCAGGACGCGGCGGCUGA
Molecule: messenger RNA, 4008 nt
Organism: Monoraphidium neglectum
Lineage: Eukaryota; Viridiplantae; Chlorophyta; Chlorophyceae; Sphaeropleales; Selenastraceae
Product: NifU-like protein 2
Exons: 13
Coding region: 1-4008 (1335 amino acids)
Biological process (GO): iron-sulfur cluster assembly
Cellular component (GO): mitochondrion; chloroplast stroma
Molecular function (GO): iron-sulfur cluster binding; iron ion binding
Source: RefSeq, a predicted model, not a curated record